This is a messenger RNA of Phialemonium atrogriseum, 635 nucleotides long. RefSeq names its product V-ATPase proteolipid subunit C-like domain-containing protein. NCBI's taxonomy places the organism in Eukaryota, Fungi, Ascomycota, Sordariomycetes, Cephalothecales, Cephalothecaceae. The transcript has 3 exons. Bases 125 to 568 code for a protein of 147 amino acids. Gene Ontology annotation, molecular function: proton-transporting ATPase activity, rotational mechanism. Gene Ontology annotation, biological process: proton transmembrane transport. Gene Ontology annotation, cellular component: membrane; proton-transporting V-type ATPase, V0 domain. The record is from RefSeq and is a predicted model, not a curated record.
UCACCCUUCAUCCCCGUCAACCCCUGUCUCCCACCCUCCACGACAGCCCCGAGAGGACGCGAGUGGUAGACCUUAAGAACACCGCGGCUAACUUAUAUAUCUACCACAGCCCUUCUUCGGCGCCAUGGGCUGCACGGCAGCCAUCGUCUUCACCUGCCUGGGUGCCUCGUACGGGACGGCCAAGUCGGGUGUCGGUAUCGCGGCAAUGGGUGUUCUCCGACCGGAUCUCAUCGUUAAGAACAUCGUCCCCGUCAUUAUGGCUGGUAUCAUCGGCAUCUACGGCCUCGUCGUCUCGGUGCUCAUCUCCGACGGCCUGAAGCAGCACGACUACGCCCUUUUCACCGGAUUCAUCCAGCUCGGCGCCGGCCUCUCCGUCGGCCUCGCCGGCAUGGCUGCCGGCUUCGCGAUCGGCAUCGUCGGCGACGCAGGCGUCAGAGGAACCGCCCAACAACCGAGACUGUUCGUCGGCAUGAUCCUGAUUCUCAUUUUCGCCGAAGUCUUGGGUCUAUACGGCUUGAUCGUGGCGCUACUGAUGAACUCCAAGGCGUCGUUGAACACCACUUGUUAAGGCCUGUUCAAGCAAUCACCAGCAAUCGUGGGAGGGAUUAGGUUGGCCAGCUGUAUCUAUUGCAAGG